CCUCCAUUCAUGCAGGAAAUGAGCUCUGGUUUGGAAAAGGUGACAAUCUGAUGGUGGAAAGUCUGACCUGUAGGGAGAGUGAUGGAGCACUUCCAGCCCUUCCAAGAGUUGUGCCAAAUUUUCCACUGCAAGCCGUUAUAAUAAGAACCUCAAGACAUCUACAAAAACGUCAUCAUGGAUGUUCUUUAUUGUUUUAACCAACAAAUCACCCGUUAACCACACCUGCAUAUUUUGAUGUAGCAAUAUGGAACUAUUACAAUAUGCCUCCCUCUUGGAGAGGACCCAGUUAGCAGAAGAGUGGGAAAUAUGCUUUGCAUAUUUUUCUACAGAUGUAAACAGAGUUCUGUGACAUCUGAGACAAGAAACUGAACCAUAAUAGAUUUACUCACAAACAUUUGUCAGCUUUUAAGAAUUGCUCAAAAAUCAAUAUGGAGAAUGUUAAGCCCUUGUACACUUGCAAUACAACUGUUAUUAACAGUAUAGAUACAGUUGGAAAGACACAUGGAAAUGAGAAAGCCAGAGUGAGAGAUGUUCCUGAAUAUCACUGUAAGAUUUGUAUGAAGACAUUCUCUUCAGAACAUGAAGUCUUCAAACAUAAAGAAAUACACUGUAAGAAGAAACCAUUCCAUUGUGAAAUAUGUGGGAAAUCAUUUAGUGCUAAUAUUCAUCUUUUAGUUCACAAACGUAGUCACACUGGAGAAAAACCAUUCCAGUGUGAAAUGUGUGAGAAAUCUUUUGUCUCUAAAAGCAUCCUAACACAACACAGAAGAAGACACACUGGAGAAAAACCAUUCCAGUGUGAAAUGUGUGAGAAGUCUUUUGCUUAUAAGCAGGAUUUAAUGACACACAAAAGACUACACACUGGAGAAAAACCAUUCCACUGCGAAAUAUGUGAGAAAUAUUUUGUCAGUAACAGUUAUCUGAAAAGUCACCAAAGAAUCCACACCGGAGAAAGACGCCAUCAUUGUGAGAUAUGUGGGAAAUCUUUUCUCUUUAGGAGUCACUUAAAUACUCACAAAAGUGUCCACACAGGAGACAAACCCUUCCACUGUAAAAUGUGUGGAAAGAAUUUUGUCUCAAACAGUAAUUUAACAGCACACAAAAAAAUCCACACUGGAGAAAAACCUUAUCACUGUAAGACAUGUAGGAAAUCUUUUGUUUCUAAUAGCGACUUAACAAGACAUAAGCGUACCCACACUGGAGGAAAUCCAUUCUGUUGUGAGAUAUGCGGAAAGUCUGUUGUUAAUAAUUCUCAGCUUGUAAGCCACAAACGUACCCACACUGGAGAGAAACCAUAUCGUUGUGAUGUGUGUGGAAAAUCAUUUGUUUCUAAUGGUAAUUUAACGAAGCAUAAAACUAUACAUAGUGGAGAAAAACCGUUCCAUUGUGAAAUAUGUGAAAAGUCGUUUUCCUCUAAUUGUGAUUUAGUGAAGCAUAAAGUUAUACACAGUGGAAAAAAGCCCCAUCGUUGUGAGAUGUGUGGAAAAUCUUUUGUCUACAACAGUUCAUUGAUAACUCACAGAAAAAUACACGCCGGAGAAAAACUUUAUUGGUGUGACAUUUGUGGGAAAUCGUUUAUCACAAAUAGUAACUUGAAGAGACACAAGCAAAUUCACACAGGAUAAAAGACGAUGUUAACCAUUUAAUAUUCAGGUUACUCUGUCAAAUAUAAUACUUCAUAAUUGCACUCGGACAUAAAACCUGUUGACCACCCAAACAGACCCAUGGAUUGGUGGGUUGUCGUUCGAGUGGUACAAAGGCAUCAUCCCUGAGAAGUAGUUGGGAACCACCAAUGAAUGGUGGGUACAGUAACACGCUGUAUGGUGCUUGCCUCCAUACUACUACUACUACUACUACUACUACUACUACAACAAAUACAAAUGUGGAAAAAAUAUUUGGCAUACAAAAUUUAUAAAGCGAAAUGAGCAAAACAGUCUAAACUUAGAAACACCAAAGGAAACUUUGAACGUCAAAUAUGGACUUAAAUGAAGUGUUAAAUAUUGUAUUGAUUGAUUUUAACUCCCAGGCGAACUGUUAAAGAUAACUGGAUCCAUGAAUGGUUAGAAAUCGUGAGAAACUGCUGCUGCUUCUAAAUCUUCCAAAAUAUUAUGGAGUAAAAAUAAAAUGUUAAUUUCAUUUCAAUUUAAUUACAACUGAAAUUUUUACUAUAAAUUUACACGUAUUCGUGGGAUUUUA
Octopus bimaculoides (California two-spot octopus) is the source of this 2196-nucleotide messenger RNA. RefSeq lists its product as uncharacterized. Lineage: Eukaryota; Metazoa; Mollusca; Cephalopoda; Octopoda; Octopodidae. The record is from RefSeq and is a predicted model, not a curated record. Gene Ontology annotation, molecular function: DNA-binding transcription factor activity, RNA polymerase II-specific; RNA polymerase II cis-regulatory region sequence-specific DNA binding. Gene Ontology annotation, biological process: regulation of DNA-templated transcription.